Meleagris gallopavo (turkey) is the source of this 1512-nucleotide messenger RNA. Lineage: Eukaryota; Metazoa; Chordata; Aves; Galliformes; Phasianidae. The record is from RefSeq and is a predicted model, not a curated record.
AUGGUGACGCACUUGGCUCACCACCAGGUCCUCCUGGCUGUUGUUACUCCAGGAGACCAGUUCAUCCAGCGGUGGAGCAACCAGGACCAAGGCUCAGUAGGAAACAGUGACUACCCAGCUGUGGCACAGGUGGAUGAAAAUCUGGAUCAGCCCAUGGCAAAUGGUGGGGCCAUGUUUCCGCCCCUGGAGCAGUCAAUUCCAGGGGAUGCCCCAUACCUGGGGUGUGUGGGGACCCCCAGAGCUGAGCUCCUCCUGUACCCACUGCAGGUGCGGCAUCGCCAAUCUGGGCAGAUCAUGGUGCUGAAGAUGAACAAGCUGACCAGCAACCGGGGCAACAUGCUGCGGGAGGUGCAGCUAAUGAACCGCCUCUCACACCCUAACAUCCUCAGGUUCAUGGGGGUGUGUGUGCACGAGGGGCAGCUGCACGCGCUGACAGAGUACAUCAAUGGUGGGAACCUGGAGCAGCUGCUGGACAGCCCCGUGCCCCUCUCCUGGUCCACACGUGUCAAGCUGGCACUCGACAUUGCCCGUGGCCUGCGCUACCUGCACUCCAAGGGCAUCUUCCACCGCGACCUCACCUCCAAGGUAUGGGGCAUCCUGAUGCCAUGAGUUUCCCUUACACGCAUCCCAGAAGUGGGGAUGUUACGUGAGGGCAGUGAGAAGGAGCCACUGGCCGUGGUGGGCUCUCCCUACUGGAUGGCACCCGAGGUUCUGCGAGGGGAGAUCUACAAUGAGAAGGCUGAUGUGUUCGCCUAUGGCAUCAUCCUGUGUGAGACCAUUGCUCGUGUCCCCGCUGACCCUGACUACCUGCCCCGCACCGAGGAUUUUGGCCUGGACAUCACCACUUUCUGCACCAUGGUGGGAAACGACUGCCCGACAGCCUUUCUCCAGCUGGCGUUCCAUUGCUGCAACAUGGAGCCCACUUCUCGCCCCUCCUUCCUGGAAAUCACGCAGUGCCUGGAGGGUGUCCUGCAGCACCAGCUGGGCACUGAGGGUGCCGGGGACCACCCUCUUCUGCGCUGGGGACAGCGUGCCUGCACCCAGCACAGUGUCCACAUCAGUGGUAUGUGGGUGUCCCAGCAGUGUGGGUUGCCCAUCAUUGUGGGAGAGAGGAUCUGUGAGACAGAGCCCCAUAGCCCUCUGCCCGUAUUGUCCCCACAUUCCACUGGUGACUCCCUCCUGUGUCCCAACCCAGGAGUGGCCAUGAGGGUGGCUGGCUGCGCUGAGCAGUCCCCACUGCGUGAGCUGGGGACACAGCACCUGCAGCCAGACCAGCACCUGUCCCACAGCCACUCUGACGUCUUCCCUCCCAAAUCACCCAUCUCGGAGCCCUGCACUGAGGCCAGGACCAAGGAGACGCCACAGCGUGUCAACCCCUUCUCCCAGCGCGAGGACCAAGGGGGCAAGAUCAAGCUCUUCGACACCCCCAGCAAGUCGGUCAUCUCGCUCACGUUUGACCUGCCCCCUCCAAACCCACUGCAGCUUGCCAGCCCCAUCACUCCUGAGCCAGCC